GCCCCCAACUUCACACUGUACAGCUGCACUGUGGCUUCGCUGUUUUCGCUGUUUUGUUUUUGUUUUUUAGCGUUAGCUUCCUUCCGCCAGUGUCCUGUAUUUCACAGCCUCAGUUUCUCCAAAAGCCGCCAUGAAGCGAAUUUGCAACACGAAACGGUGUUAAUCCUUCGUUUCACCUCGACGGUCUUAGUUCAUGUCGAAGAAGCGCAGAAGAAGACGGAACUGUGUGCUUUAAACCAGCUUUCACGGUGAACUAGCUGCUUCACUUCGCCUUCGUUUUCCUUUGUUUUGCAUUUGCUGUCAGACUGACGUUAGUUCUGAAUGAAAAUACCGAGGAAUGACAGACAUGGAGAGGAGAUGGGAUGUUUCCAGCUGUACGGACUGGAUGUCACAGCUGCCUCCACAGCUCCUGGAUGUUCCUCUGUGGGAUCUCGCCAUUCCUGGAAGUCAUGACACCAUGACUUACUGCCUGGACCAGCAUUCCUCAGUACUGCGUUCACAGCCCAGGAUCCUGAGAGUGCUGGACCACAUCGUGCCCUGUAUCAUUCGGCCUUGUGUGAACAAGUGGGGCACCACUCAGGGCCUGGUCAUUUCCACCCAACUGGAUUCAGGAAUUCGAUUCCUUGACCUCAGGAUUGCCCACAAGACGAAUGAUUCCGAUCAGACCUUUUACUUCGCCCAUGGGAUAUACUCUUUGGUUACUGUAAAGGAGGCGCUCAGUGAUGUUGCCCACUGGUUAGAGCAGCAUGCUAAGGAAGUGGUCAUCAUUGCUCUUUCUGCUUUUGAUGGUGUGAAUUCUGCCCAGCACAAUAAACUCAUUGACUUCCUGAAAAACCUCUUUGACAAGAAGCUCUGUCCCAAAACAGAAGUACCCACACUGAAAGCAUGCUGGACUCAAGGCUAUCAGGUUAUUCUAUCGUACGAUGACUCAGCUGGGAGUGGUCACAAGGAGCUGUGGCCAGGGUGGGAUUACUGGUGGGCCAAUGAGUCUGACCCAAAUGUGGUUAUAUCAUACCUGGAGCAAAAAAAAGAGACAGUGGGAAGACCAGCUAUUUUCUUCGUGGCUGGUCUGAACCUCACUGAGGACAUCAAGUACGUCCUUUGCCAUCUCGGCCAGUCUAUGAAGAGCAUGACCCUCAGGGCCUACGGUCUGCUGCUGGACUGGGUAAAACAGCAGCGGCCUGGCCGCCAGAAAACAUGUCUCAAUGUCAUCUGCGCAGACUUUGUUGGGGUUUCAAGAAAUGAAUUCACUCAGCUAGUUAUUGCACUUAAUAGAAAACUCUUAAAAGAGGAGUCCUCAGGGGAGCCUACAGAAAAAAUCUUGACAACUGGCUUGACAUCCAGACUGCUGGAUUAAGUCCAGGUAGAGAUGUAGGAGUUCAUUCAACUGGGGAUUUUGCUGUGUACUGUGAUUAGAUGGCUAAGCAAAGCAAAAUUACAUACCUUCCCCUGUUAAGGUGCAGGUGUGCCCAAAACGGCAUGCAAGGCAUGCAAGUACUUUCAGAACGCACCAGCCAGUUUAUGAGCUUGCACAGGUUGUACAGCAUACAGCUUGCUAAAGUGAAACCCCACUGAUUUUUCAAAAUUUGUGCAUAAUUAUAUGGUUAAGAUGAAAACAAAGUCAUUCAGAGAGGUUUUUUUGUGAGAUGCUCUGUUCUAGAGAAACUUACCAAGUCAAAAUGGUUCAUAGUGGUGAUGAUAAGAACCAGACGUUUAAAGAGUUUAAUGCCUCUAAAAGCAAGAUCACACAAAGUUUUUAAAACAUUGUUUUACAAUCAUUUUGAGAUAUGCUUUUGGGAUGAAGCAUACAAAAUGUUGACACUUCCAGACAAAUAACAGACUUUGUUAAUUCUGUGGAAAUAAGUUAACACAUUCUCUACAGGAACCAUAGCUAAAUAUGACAUUUUCUUGCAAAUUUUAGUGCACAAUUUCUAAGUUUAACAUAUUAAAUAAACGCUUCAGUAUAAAAUGUGCAUGAACUUUUUGCACAGGCCACAUUUUAUGCUUUUUUCCCCUUAAUAAUUUAAAUUCAGCAAAUAACAAUAAUUGUGCAUUAAAAGGUGCAGAAGAGAACAGUAUUCUCUGUUAUUUUCACUUAGCAAACCAACAAAAUUUGACAAAGGGUGCCCAAACUUUUGCAUAGGGCUGUAUUUUUAAAAGUCAUUGUGGAGAGAUACGUGCAGGCUGUUGUAAAGCACUUCAUUAUCCAAAAAGCAUGUAUCACUAUUUUAUCGCUACCAACAUUACAUAUAAAAAUUCAGAAGACACAUUUAGGUUCACUGGAAAUUCUAGAUAGCAAAUAAAUUGGCUAUAUUUGUGUUGUGACAUCAUGACCUCUAGUUCCUGUCACCAGCACUGUAAAGAAACCUGAGUCGGUAUGUUUCUUUGCAGUGAUACAUUUCACAUCAAUUGAAUGACUUUGUGUACAUCUCAGUGAUUGGAUGCAGAAAUUUAGAACUUUGUUCUUUAAAUAAUCUUGUCAGAAUUGUUUUGUUUGCACUGCUAGUUCACCAAAUUGAUUUUAUUUUGUAUGUUUAGAAGCUCAUUUGUAAUAAUCCUUAAAUUUAAAAAUAAAACCUAUACAGUGCAGUUCGGUUUCGAAAGCACAGUGUGUUGGCGACAUCUAGAGGUGAGGAUGAGGUCAUGCAUAUAUGUGCACAUUUCCACACUGUAGCCCAUCCAGUUUGUCAGCUGCCUUAUACUCCAUUUAUCAUUGAUCAGUCACAGUCUGCAUGAUUGCUGUUGAGCGGAUAUUAUUUGAAUGGUGGACCAACCUCAGCACAGCAGUGACACUGACAAGGUAUUGGCAUGGUGACAAAGACCGUAUCACACAGCAGUACUGCUGGGUGAUGUGAGAGUGAUCCACCAUCCAAAAACAUCCAGUCAAGAACGGCUCUGUGGUCAGAUAUUUCUUAGAGGAUGGCUAAUAAAAUCAACUGAUGGGCUGCAGUUUGUAACUGUACACCAGCAAGGUGGAGCUACAAGGUGGGCUUUUCUGACAAAGUGAGUGUGUUUAUGGAGAAUAUACUCAGCCAGCUAAAGUGAGUAAAAUUAAUAAUAAUAAUAUUUUAAUAAAACAACAAGCCUGAAAUGCUUCAGUAUUCUUUCUGGUUCUGAGUCAGUUAGUGUCAGUGUGUAUGAAACGGCACGGUGGGGUCUAAUUUUAGAUGGCCCCUCUCUUUACACUCUAUAAGGUGCUUACUGUAUCUACUUAAGUGAUAAUCCAGUUCACCUGCGCCUUCCAUGCUUGUGGCUUCGUAUUUGGUAAAUAAACAUGAGGCCUUUUAUGUUACUGUCUGUAUGCUUAGUUUCUGUGUUUACCUUUUGAUUUGAUUUGAUAUUUUUAAGGAUUUCCAUGUUGUUUUAAGAUCCUUUAUAUACACUUUAUGUUUCAUUUACUAUUGACUUAUUGUAUGCAAUUCUUGGGUGACUUGAAAAGCACUUACAAAUAAAAUUAUAUUGUUAUUUUUA
This is a messenger RNA of Colossoma macropomum (tambaqui), 3471 nucleotides long. RefSeq names its product PI-PLC X domain-containing protein 1. NCBI's taxonomy places the organism in Eukaryota, Metazoa, Chordata, Actinopteri, Characiformes, Serrasalmidae. Gene Ontology annotation, molecular function: phosphoric diester hydrolase activity. The record is from RefSeq and is a predicted model, not a curated record. The transcript has 6 exons. Bases 338 to 1357 code for a protein of 339 amino acids. Gene Ontology annotation, biological process: lipid metabolic process.